Messenger RNA from Octopus bimaculoides (California two-spot octopus), 2031 nucleotides. RefSeq names its product glia maturation factor beta. Gene Ontology annotation, molecular function: actin binding; Arp2/3 complex binding. Gene Ontology annotation, biological process: actin filament debranching; negative regulation of Arp2/3 complex-mediated actin nucleation. Lineage: Eukaryota; Metazoa; Mollusca; Cephalopoda; Octopoda; Octopodidae. Gene Ontology annotation, cellular component: cortical actin cytoskeleton. The record is from RefSeq and is a predicted model, not a curated record.
GAGCAAGGGGAAGUGCUGGAAAAAAAGGAUCAGAGGAGAGAUGCCGACAAAGCACACGGAAUAAUAGCACUGACUCUAACUUAAAAAACAAAAACAAUAACAAGAGGCAUUAAUUAACAGUGGUUAUUUCGUAAGAACGGCUUUAAAACUAGUUUGUUUUAUAUCAUUGCUUAUAGCUGUACAUCCUUAAAUAGCUUUACAUAUAAUAUAUUCAGAUAUAUAAUAUAUACAGAUAUAUACAUAUAUAUAUACUACAUUGUAUGCUAAAGGGAUUCCCUCAACUUUCAACUUUAUUUUCUCUCACUUUCGUUUUCUCUGGACUCCUUUUUGUUAAAUUAAUUGCAUUUAUAUAUAUAUAUACAUCUGUCAAUUUAAUAGUUAAUGUAAUUAUAAUAAAACUAACAAGUAAAUCUACAAAAACAAACAACACAGUCUCACUAUAUAUAUAUAUAUAUAUAUAUAUUUGCUGCGUGUAUAGGCAUGUGUUGGUGUAGAAGAGGAACCGCCUGAUUGAGGAAUGAGAAGUGGAAACAGGAAGAACAACAUUAACAUCAAAAACAGGAGCAGCAAGAAUUCGGAAAAAAGUAACAAGAAAAACAGCAGCAGCGUCAAAUGAAAAAUACAAUCAACACAACACUCCUGUCUUUAUCAACGACAGCACAUAUUCUCUAUAUACACACUACAUAAAGAUAUAUAUUCGCGGAUAGACAUACAUUGCGCAUAUGUAUAUAAACCAUAUAAUAUAGUUAUAUAGUAUAAUAUAUAGAUAUAUACACACACACCCUCUUUAUACAUAUACACACGUAAAAGAAGAAAAAACAAACUAUAGUACAAGGAAAUCAUAAAGUUGGCCUUAUUGUACUUAUUAAUUACCCAAAACGGAGACAAGUGGCAAGGAUAAUUACCAAGAUGUCUCAACCGGUUUGUGAACUGAAUGAUGGUGUUAAAGAAAGAAUCAAACAGUUCCGUUUCUCUAACAAUAAAUGUACUGCUGCUGUUAUCUUGAAAGUGGAUACAAACACUCUGAAGGUUAUUAUAGACACAGAAUAUGAGGAUUGUACAAUGGAUGAGAUCCAGGAAGAGUUACCUGUUUCACAACCCCGGUUUAUUGUUCUCAGCUACGUGUAUCACCAUGAUGACGGUCGUGUAUCAUAUCCUCUGAUAUUCAUCUUCGUCAGCCCACAGGGUUGUAAACCCGAGCAACAGAUGCUUUAUGCAGGAUCCGUGAGAGCACUAACAAAGGAAUUGGAAAUGACCAAGGUUUUUGAUGUUCGAAGUACUGAUGAGUUCACAGUGGAAUGGAUCGAAGAGAAGCUGAAACAUACUGCUUAAAGAAUAACGUCUGUGAAAUAACUUCUACUUUGUUGUUUUUUUUUUGUUCAUUCUGUCUGUCUGUUACUCUCUCUGUUCUCCCUCCCUCUCCCUCUCUCUCUGUCUCUCUUUUUCUCUAUCUCUAUCAACCUGAGUUGUCUGGGGUUUUUUAACAUUUUGAUUUUUUUCUUUUACCACAUAUUUUUUUUACCUAUGUUCUGCCCUUAUCUUAUCCACUAAUUCAUAUUAGAUUAUCUUUUAGUUAACAGAUAAAAAGAAAACAAAUACUCCUACACAUUCACAUAUAUACACAUAUACAAUCACAUACACUGAUCUAUACACUUGCUCUCUCACUUACUCUAACUUACUCACAUACACACACACGUUUAUAGUAAAGACAAAAUAGCUGAGUGGAUAAGAUAUUCGGACUGCUGGUUCAAGGACUGUAUAUUCAAGUAUGCUGCAAGAGUUUUGUUGUGUUUCUGGGGCAAGGCACUAAGUUCUCCACUGUGUUCAGUUAGCCUUAAUGUCUGGGCCAGACUCCUGGUUUUCCUGGGAAAUUUUCCUGUGAUAGAUUGGUAUCUGGGAUAUAUAGACUGACAUCUAAGACGAUAUAUAUAUAUAUAUAUAUAUAUAUAUAUAUAUAUAAUGUCUAGUAACUGUUGUUACAUCUAUAUUAUGGUUUCAUGCUUGUACCCAAGUAUUUGCACACAGUGAACU